GAGGGGAGAAAUAGCCGCCACUGACAGCUACUGCUGGCACCAGCGGCCGUGUGCUGAAGGCUUGCGAACAUGAAAGCAAUUCCCUGUGCUCUCUGGAAGCACAGAGCUACCCAGGAGGCCAAUUUUUUAAUGCAGCUCUGAAGGAGAGUUUUGUAAGUGCUUAUUAAACCUCGCUCUGUUCAAGAGACAAAACAAAAACCCAUCCAGAAUUAAUAUAAAAUGCGUGUGUUGGGGAAAACAACCCCCACAGAUGAGAGAGCGUGGUUCUGGAGGGGCACAAAGCCUGGCACGGCUCUCUUCCCCCUGCCUCUCGCAUAGGGUUGGCCUUUGUGUCUUCUGCUCACCUCUGCUGUUAGAACAGAUCCUUACCCAGCAGCACUCGUCAGGAGCCCUCCCUUCAGCCAGGCAGCGCAGGCGCAUUCAACUCAAACAAGUAAAAUCUGCAUCAGAUCCUGAGAAGCAGCCUUGCAAAAAAAAACCAAACCAAACAAACAAACAAAAAAGAAACCCCACCCACACGAAAGCCCCGUCAGUGCACAAAGUAUGAGCCAGCUGCAGUACGCUGAGUGUAGCCGUGUGCUGCUGCAUGGUACGUGCUGUACAGCUCCCUGGGAUGCUGCCGUGCCAGGAUUUAAAGAUCAGCAUUGAGACUGAGGGGUGGGUGGAAGUACUGCUCUGCCUCCCCAGCUCUCCAGGAUGGAUGCUUGGAAGCCGUGGGAGCUGGCUGUGGGUUCAGGUGCUCCCUGAGGCUGGGCUGGGCAGCUCAGUGAUAUCUGCGGGGUGCACACACCUCUGCUAGCACUGAGGAGCCGGCCCUCAUCUUGCCAGUCCAACCCAGUUGGCACAAAAGACCUUUUUAUUUCGGUCCUGCAGCUCCCGGUGCCAAAUCCUGAUCCUGCUGAAGGCUGUAACAAAACUCUCAUUGACUACCAUCAGGACAGGAUUCAGCCAACACAGCCCUCAAGGAUGAGGAGCAAGGGAUGGAGGAGAAGGAAAUGACGCUCCGUGCUCCAGACAUGGGGAGAUUGGCUGCCUGUGGGCUCUGCAGUUGGGCGCGUUCACCUCUGUGAGCAAUGUGCUGCUGGUUCUAACAGUGAGCCUUGCCAAAUUCACCUGCUUGUCCUCUGGGCUGGCUGAUGGGGUGGAAGAGCAACUUCUUGAAGACUCUGUCUCUCUUGGUGCCCAUUUCCUCUUUCUUUGUCUUCCUUCUCAUCUGCCCCAGUGAGCCGGGGCUCUUGUGGGCUGUGGAAGUGACUUCCAAGAAGAGCCCUCAGCCUUGAGAGGCAUUUCAAACAAAGCUGUUAAAAACCUUUGUGAGUUAACGUUAAUGAUCACCUUUCCCUCUUUUGUUUUUUUUUUCUUCUCUUCGUUUUUCCCAAUAUAUCCAGUGCAUCCCUGUGCCAAAUUCUCAAUUAAUAACGACUUCUUUAGAAACAGCCCAGCAGUAACAAGGACUAAUGGAGUAAACUGCUGCAUGCAGCAUCUCUGCCUCGAUGUGUGCAACCCUCUUCUUGCAGAGCCCAGGGCUGUCAGCAGCCAGGCAUCACGCAAGCUUUUUUCUGUGCAGUUGAUCCAAGCUGAUGAUCUCUUCUGCUGAGCCCCAACCGUAUUUCCUCCCAGCUCAGUCUGAAGAGCACCAAUGGAAGGACACUGAAUGACACGCAAAUGAAAAAUAUGUCUAUAUGACUUUUGUUUUUCAAUUAAGAGAAGCCAGCUCCCAAACAAUGCUAGCAUUUCUCUGGCUCUGAGGCACGUGCAAUCACCCUAAAUGGACAAAAAAGCAAACUGCAUCUUUCUCAGCAACAAUGGUUCAGCUUCUGGGUCUGGAUCUUCCAACGCUGGGGCCAACUGGUGGAUAAUGUUGGGGAAAAUCUCCAACUCCUUUCCCACCCCCCUUCUCUGGAUAAAUUCAUUUUUUUCCAUGGCCUUUCUUCAGCUUUCGAGUUCCACACACCCCAGUAACAUUCAAAACUAACUUGUGUACCAAACCCCUGUCCCUGUUCCAUAGGACUCUGACGUCCCAUGCUUGGAAGGGUGCAAUCCAGUCUCUUCUCACCCCAGUCUUUACCCAGCCAGCUCUGUAAGUUCAGUGCCUUCAUUCUCCUGGCAGGAGCUCUGGCUGGAGAGGUUUAGCAGUGAGAGUUUUGUUGGAGAUGUUUGAGCUUGCAGCUUGUUUUUAUGGCGUGUGAUGCCUUAAGAUGUACAAAAGGGAUCUCUCUAGCGUAGGCAUGAAACUGCUGGUAGGAGGAGGUGGUUUGAACUGUAAAGAAUAAACAGGCAGUCCGAAACUGCACAAUUACAGCGAUCCAGAGAAAAGCUUGCAAGGCUCAAAGCAUGUCUGUUCUUACUUGCAUCACUUGGUCUGAAAAGAUACGGCCUCCUUGCUUCGCUUGGAGUGAGUAAAGUGAUUUAUGGAAGCUGGAGGAAAAUGUUUUUACAAUUCCCAUUUGCAUGCCGGAGAAGAAGGGAAUAAAGUAGAACUCUACAAAGCUGGGAGCGCAGUGGAAUUCGUCUGAGCCCCCAUUUGGGAGAAUAAAACCCUCCUGCUCGGGCUGCAGUCCUGCUUUGUGCCUUUAAUAGUUAAAUGUUUUUUUAGAGAGCUUUUCUGGGGAGAAGAGCACUGAAAACUGCGCUGGAGGUUAAGUUUUGAGUUCUCCUGGUCCAUUUUGUCUUUUCAAAGGACAAGCUCUGAGCUCAGCUACGUGAAGAUCGAGUGAGAUGUGAAAGCGUGACAGUCAUACGUACAGGAAACCUUGAAUCAUUUCUGAGCUUCCUGGAACACGUCGUAGAGAGCUUAUCGUUGUGUUUACUAAUGAUGAUCCCAUCGCUGUUGGCCGGCUUAGAAAAUGUCCAGCUGUACCAGCACCUCCAUCUUGGGCGCGCGCGGCAGCAGCCGACUCACUGGGGCUCUUCAGAGAUGUGUCCCCAGUGAUACCAUCCCGUAACCGACGUAGGGAGCAGAGCAUGGCCACCGCAACGGCGUUUUCUUUAUCCUGGGGAAAAAGAUAUAUGUUGGGGAAAGGAGGAAAGCGGAAGUUUGACGAGCAUGAAGAUGGGUUGGAAGGCAAAGUGGUGUCUCCUACUGACGGUCCCUCUAAGGUGUCGUACACCUUACAGCGUCAGACUAUCUUCAACAUUUCCCUUAUGAAACUUUAUAACCACAGGCCAUUAACCGAGCCAAGCUUGCAAAAGACAGUUUUAAUUAACAACAUGCUGAGGCGAAUCCAGGAAGAACUCAAACAAGAAGGCAGCUUGAGGCCCGUGUUUGUGACCGCGUCGCAGCCCGCCGACCCUCUCAGCGACAACUUCCGCGAGGCCCAGCCGGCCUUCAGCCACCUCGCCUCCCCGUCCCUGCUCCCCACUGACUUGGUAAGCACUACGCCCCUGGAGUCCUGCCUCACCCCGGCCUCUUUGCUCGAGGACGACACUUUUUGCACUUCCCCGACCGUCCAGCACGACGGUCCAACGAAACUACCACCUCCUGCUCUCCAGCCAGUCAAGGACAGCUUCUCCUCAGCCUUGGAUGAAAUCGAGGAGCUCUGUCCCGCACCUACCUCCGCAGAGGCAGUAGCAGUAGCAGCCGAAUCAGCCGCCGGUGACUCUAAAGCCCACCCCUGCGAGUCCAGCGUUCCCAAGCCCGAGGGCGUCGCGGAGAGCAGAACGGCCGAGUCCAAACUCAUGGAGCCGCUCCCUGGCAACUUCGAGAUCACGACUUCCACAGGUUUCCUCACAGACUUGACCCUGGAUGACAUUCUGUUCGCUGACAUUGACACGUCCAUGUAUGAUUUUGACCCCUGCACGUCGGCCGCGGGGGCUGCCUCCAAAAUGGCGCCCGUCUCGGCGGACGAGCUCCUAAAGACGCUGGCGCCGUACAGCAGCCAGCCAGUAACUCCAAAUCAGCCUUUCAAAAUGGACCUCACAGAACUGGAUCACAUCAUGGAGGUGCUUGUUGGGUCUUAAAGCGUAGAAAUAGAGCAACUCUCUCUCUCUCUCUCUUUUUAUUUUAUGUUUUUCGUUUAAGUACCAGUAUAUACACUCGGUAGUAUUUCCAUCGUCCCUCCCACCCGAUUCACAGCACUGUGCAUGCGUCCUUGCUUGCCUUUUUGGAAAAGAAAAGGAUCACACUAGUUUUUGCUUCAAGCAGAGUUGGAGUGCCUUCAUCCAUGUACGACCACUUCUAAUGUAUUUUUUUCCAAGUGGUUCCUCAAGGAAGACCGAAUAUCCGGUAGAGGAAAGAAUACGUAUUGUAGACAAUGUUAUGUUAUUACAGAAAAAAAAAAGAAAUUGUACAAGCUAAGCACAAGGAUUAUGUUGGGGAAAGCUGUAAAUUGCAUGUGCAUAUUUGUCUAUUUUUUCUAUAAGUUUUAUUGCGAGAGGUUAAAAAAAAAAACAAAAGAAUUAUUAUUUAGAUAAUCUCAAUACCAUUUUAGCCCUGUAGAGGUUGACUCAGCAAUUCAGCCUUUUGGAGGCAUUAACCCGCUCCUCUUUAAGUGUUGCAUUUACAUGGCUGUUCAGAAACUGCUGCCCAAAUUUAUUUUAUAUUUUUGUACAGAUUCUGCAGUUUAUGAUAUUGUUUUUUCUAAAAACAAAUGCUGUUUAUACACACGGAAAAAAAAAAAAUAGCUAUUUUGAUAGGAUUUGCUCACAUAGUUCCUGCAUAAUUCAGAUGUACAAGAACCACUUGUACUUUUAUACAGAGUUGUAACGUUUUAUAUGUGUAUGGUGCAAAGAGAAAAUUAGAUCAAAUAAGCCUGCGGUCGGUUUCCCUGAAUGCAAACAAAACAAACCAAGUGCUUUAAGAAAGGGCUGGCAGCUGCUUCUGCAGGAGCCCGCCAGCGUCCGCUCCCUGCUGCACCCACUGCGCACUACUGUGAUCCCCAAACUCAGAGCCAUGUCCUCGUCCAACACGGAGCGGUCGGCAGGAACCAGCUGUGGAACUGCACCCGGCGGUGCCGGCGCUGCUCUCCUUCCCCCCUUGGCUCCGGAGGGGUCGGUGCCGCCGCUCCGUGCCAGCAGCACCCGCGGGCCCUUUCUUGGAGCACCUCUCCUUUCCUCGCCCCACCUCACUGUGCUAAGUGCUGAAAAAGGCAACUUCAGUAUUACUGCAGUGAAGCUCAUCUCUUACCUGCACUGGACGGACUCGCUUUCGUAUCCAUUGCUGUUGAAACUGGAGCCAGUCGCGUUACAUCGCUCGGCAUCUCGUAUAGGGUUGGUUUCUCGUAUCGACUGCGUUACCUGCUUUACACUUUAUAGACCUGUUUUACAACAAAUAGACACAGCUUUCUAUGCAUGGUCCCCCCCCCGGCACACCUGACAAGUCUUCUCAUUACCGCACCGAUUGCAUCCUCUGGGUUCGUCGUGGUGUACAUUUAAUUUAAAGACAAAACGUUUGCAAUGUAUCAUGCCUGUUGCUGAAGUCGCUGUGGCAUUUUAGUUUUCUGAUGGUACUUUAGCUGUUGAGCGCCGGUUACAACCUAUAUUGUUGACAUGCCUAUGGCUUCUUUAGGAAUAACUUUUAUAUUUAUUUAAGAAAUUUUAAAUUAUGUUUGACGUCAUUUGGCAAUAUUCAGUCAGCUCUGCUCCCUUCCUGUCAUGGAUGAAAAUUGGGUCUCGCUCGCCUCGGAAGGAGGCGGCUUUCUAUAAAUUGGCACUUUAAACCAGGCCACGUGUAUUUAUUAGCGUAGAGAUAGGUAGCUAGAGCAUAGAUCUGCACGCAGACAGCGUAGAAGCAAACGCGUUUUGCAAUGAAGGAACUCCUGACGGAAGCAAAAGGCACCACGUCCGAUCACCGGCCGCCUCUGCGUUCCUCCGCCUGCAGAGCGGGGCUGGGGGCAGCUGGCCUGAGGAGGGUUUGCUUUCCUUUAUUUCCGAACCAAACUCAGCGAUGCUGACGGAUCCGGCGGACUCGACACGUAGGUGAUCGCUUCCACCGCAGGUGCUGACCAAGCACAGCGCAGGGACCACGGCAGCAGGAGGGCCCUCGCCCAGCCGCAGCCCCCCGUAGCAGCUCAGCCCCUCUCAGAGCAGCGCUGGGGACGCAGCGGCGCCCGUUGCACAGACCUGGAGGCACGCAGCACCAGCAGCCAUCUCACACCACAACGCGCCUCGUGCUCGCAUCACCGUGGUGAAAAACCACUUGGGAGCACGCCGGAGCUGCCCUUGUUUUUUGGGGGUUAUUUACACAGCCAAACAAACACCAUAUGUUAGGCAGAAGUUCGCAUAGAUGCUGUUUGGGGAGCGCUGUGCCGUUGCUCAGGCGCAGCUCGCUGCAGUUUUGUGCUCACAGAAGAGGGGAUGAGCACCAACUACAGCUCGCCCCGCACAAGGCAGCACUGCAGCCCAGGUCCCAACAAGCAGGAGCCCUGUGCCAGGCACGGAGAGUGACAUUAAUGUGCAAUGAAGUGACAAGAGGGGAGCAGAAUAAAAGAGCUUUGGAUUUGAAGUUUCUUUUUUUUUUUCUUUUUUUUUUUCAUAAAUUAUUUAUUCUUUUUUUUUUUUUUCUCCUUCCUUCUGUAAAUAUAUUUAUUUUAUUGUGAAGCUAACAACAUCUGGAUUGUAACAUGUACAGAAUGUAUGGUAGGAAUGUAUUCUCUUGUAGGAAUGUAAAUCUGUAUGAACAAGGGUAUGGGAGCCAGAUUCAGAGCAAACCAAUGGAGUUGCAGGCAGGACAGGGAUGGGUCACAGGACAUUUUUUCCCCCCUCACUCUUUCUAAUAUGGGUCCGGUUGCUGGAAAUCUGCAAAACAAAACAAAACAAAACACUGUAAGAAGAAAUUUGGACUUCAGGAGAGGGUUUUUUUGGUUUUUUUUUUUCUUUCCUCCCCCCUCAGUGCUGCAUGAUAACAGCCUGGGUUGGUGAACACCAAUGUGACGAAGGCACAGCUGGCUGUUGGGGCAUUCGCUGCCCUGGCACACGGUGAGCUGGCACCAGGGGCAGCUGCUUGGGUUCCCCCCACCCCAUCAGGUUUUGGUAUCCUGCUUCUGUGCAAGUUGCUUUCAGUGCUUCUGUUCAUUAACAAGACUGAACGUUUUUCAAUAAAUUCGUUUUUUUGGGGUUUCUUUUUAAGCACUUUCUCUUUUCCUGAAAAAAAAAAAAAAAAAAAAAAAAAUUAAAAAAAAAAACCCAACCAAACCUGAUGCAAUUCUGGAUCCUCUUACAAUACAAUCGCUGAUACAACCCCCUUCAACUCCCACCUAAUGCAUACAGGCGUCCGUAAAGGCCAAGAUUCUGGAAAAGGUGUAAAUAGUGUGACAUGUUCAAUGCAUGGGUGUUUGAACAGGGCUUGUUAGUGUCGAAUAAAAAAGAAAAAGACAAAAAAAAAGAAAAAAAGGCUGUACUUCCCCUUCCCCCUCCCACAGACCUUAGAGCUGUGCCUUUUCUAUGCAAUAUUACAGACAUAUACAUCUGAAACCAGAUUACUGUAUUCACAUGUAGGUAUGGGCUGUAAUCAAAAACAAUUGGACAAACGUACAUGGAAAUGAGCAGUCUUACUUUUGUAGUUUUAUAUUAUACAAUAAACGAUUAAAAUAAA
This is a messenger RNA of Centrocercus urophasianus (Greater sage-grouse), 7531 nucleotides long. RefSeq names its product SERTA domain containing 2 (gene SERTAD2). Gene Ontology annotation, molecular function: transcription regulator activity. The record is from RefSeq and is a predicted model, not a curated record. Gene Ontology annotation, cellular component: nucleus. Lineage: Eukaryota; Metazoa; Chordata; Aves; Galliformes; Phasianidae. The transcript has 2 exons. Bases 2965 to 3960 code for a protein of 331 amino acids.